Coregonus sp. 'balchen' is the source of this 726-nucleotide messenger RNA. The record is from the annotation of a GenBank genome assembly. Lineage: Eukaryota; Metazoa; Chordata; Actinopteri; Salmoniformes; Salmonidae.
AUGACCACUAUAAUUUUCUCUAUCCCUCCUGCCUUGUUAAAUCUAGGUGGGUUCUUCUCCAGUCUAUUUUCUGGCCUGUUUGGCACCAGGGAAAUAAGGAUACAGAUCCUGGGGUUGGAUGGAGCUGGGAAAACUACAAUCCUUAACAGACUUCAAGUUGGGGAGGUCGUCACCACUAUUCCUAGUAUUCUCAGUGCUGAGUAACAUACUCAAACUGACGCUCUAACUUUGCAUGCCAAUACAAUGGUAUGUCUUGCAACAGAUAUAUUUGUCACUGAAAUGGUUCAAGCUAAGAAUAACAUACAGUACAAAGAGUUAUGAUUCACUUACAGUACUUGACAUUUGUUGACUCUCCACUCUUUUUUUUCCCCCAGCCAUUGGCGUCAAUGUGGAAACGGUAACAUACAAGAAUCUGACAUUCCAGGUGUGGGAUCUUGUAGGGCAGACCAGUAUUAGGUAUUAAGACAUUCCUGACUUCAACUUAUUUAUUGUAGCAUAUGUCUCACACAUCUGAAGAUUGCAGCUGUCAGCAGUCAGUUUGUCAAGAGUCAACCAACCAAUGUAUUGGUUACACUAAAUGUUUCUUCUUGCAUCUCUCUCUGUUUCAGGCCUUACUGGCGCUGCUACUACUCCAACACUGAUGCUGUUAUCUAUGUAGUGGACAGCAGUGACCAGGACAGGAUGGGAAUUUCCAAGUCUGAACUGGUGGCUAUGCUUGAGGUAUGA